UCAAUACCCGCAGCCUGCCCGUCUCACAAGCUAGCGCGAGCCACAGCAUCACCGCGUCACUCACCGUCACCGUCGACCUCGAGCUGCGGGUCUAGCUUCUCGACGCCGCAAACCGGCAUCUGCAAGCCCAAGCCUGGCCAUCUCCGCCACGGACUGAUCUCACCUCGAGCCACACACCAGCCGCGCGAGCCGCGCAUUGCUCUGUCAAACCGGUCCUCAUGUCCGCCAAUGCGAAGGCCUUGAAAGCGCUGGGAGAGGAUGCGUGGAAGAAUCGGGCAGACAAAGUGAACGCAGAGCUCUUCGCCCUCACCUACGGAUCUCUCGUCGCCCAGCUGCUCAAGGACUAUGAGGACGUCGCUGCGGUCAACCGGCAGCUCGACCUCAUGGGCUACAACAUCGGCACCCGCCUGAUCGAGGACUUUCUGGCCCGGAGCGGCGUGCCGCGCUGCAAUGGAUUUCUCGAGACGGCUGAGGUCAUCGCCAAGGUGGGCUUCAAGCUGUUCCUCAACAUCGUUCCCAACGUGGUCACGGUGUCGGCCCCGGCUGCAGGAGCGUCCGGCGCAGGCUCGGGCACGGCUGUGCAUGAGGUUGCGUUGAUACUGGAGGACAAUCCGCUGGCUCUCUUCGUCGAGCUGCCCGAGGACGAGCUCGACGACCCAGGCAGGAGCGGGGGGAUGCGGGAUCUGUGGUGGAGCAACGUCUUGUGCGGCGUGCUGCGCGGGGCGCUCGAGAUGGUCCAGAUGCAGACGCAGGUCUACUUUGUGUCUGACACGGUGCGCGGCGACGAGACCACCGAGCUGCGCAUCAAGCUUGUGCGCUACCUCGAGGAGCAGGCCCCUCUCGACGAUGACUAGUGGCACGCAAUGCCGACCCUAUUACGCAAAUGUGUCUGAUCGCCGCAAAGGGAGCGCGCUACCGCACAGCGCCUUCACCGCCGUCGCCCGCGCAUUGAGGCUGUACCCCUUGGACAUGCGGCUCUUGCCACACGUGACGAGCCCGCAUGCACCUUCAGCAUCGAGUGAGCAGGCCGGCGCUAGGAGCGGGGCGGGAAAGGCGCAAGCGCAGAGCAAGCACACAGUUGCUGCCGGG
Messenger RNA from Tilletiopsis washingtonensis, 1089 nucleotides. RefSeq names its product TRAPP I complex. Gene Ontology annotation, biological process: intra-Golgi vesicle-mediated transport; endoplasmic reticulum to Golgi vesicle-mediated transport. The transcript is spliced from 5 exons. Gene Ontology annotation, cellular component: cytosol; cis-Golgi network membrane; TRAPP complex. Lineage: Eukaryota; Fungi; Basidiomycota; Exobasidiomycetes; Entylomatales. The record is from RefSeq and is a predicted model, not a curated record. Bases 219 to 854 code for a protein of 211 amino acids.